CCUCCCGGGCUCCAGUGCAGGUGCCGCUGCGCCGGGCGGGAGGCUGUGCGCCGAGCUGAGCUGAGACGCGGAGGGAUGGGGAGCGGGCCGCCCGGGCUGCAGGAGCCGCAGGAGCCGCGGGAGCACCGACGCUGGGCGUAGGCGGCGCGGGGCACUUUGAGAUAGGAUGAGGCUCCUGGCUGGCGCGCGGUAGUACUAUGAUUUGGUAUGUGGCCACUUUGAUAGCAAGUGUGAUCAGCGCCCGAGGUCUUGCGGCUCAAGGCGCCCACGGCCUGCGAGAGGAGCCCGAGUUUGUGACGGCGAGGGCCGGCGAGGGCGUGGUCCUGCGAUGCGACGUGGUCCACCCAGUGACAGGGCAGCCCCCGCCCUACGUCGUGGAGUGGUUCAAGUUCGGGGUGCCCAUCCCCAUCUUCAUCAAGUUUGGCUACUACCCGCCCCACGUGGACCCUGAGUAUGCAGGCCGGGCGAGCCUCCACGACAAAGCUUCCCUGCGGCUGGAGCAGGUGCGUGCUGAGGACCAGGGCUGGUACGAGUGCAAGGUGCUCCUGCUGGACCAGCAGUACGACACCUUCCACAACGGCAGCUGGGUGCACCUCACCAUUCACGCUCCUCCCACCUUCACAGAAACACCCCCCCAGUACAUCGAGGCCAAGGAGGGUGGCAGUGUUACCAUGACCUGCACGGCUUUUGGGAACCCCAAGCCCAUUGUCACCUGGCUCAAGGAAGGGACGCUCCUGGGUGCUAGUGGCAAGUACCAGGUUAGUGACGGCAGCUUGACGGUGACAUCAGUCAGUCGGGAGGACAGAGGUGCCUACACCUGUCGUGCAUACAGCAUCCAGGGGGAGGCCGUUCAUACCACCCACCUGCUCGUCCAAGGGCCACCCUUCAUCGUCUCGCCUCCUGAGAACAUCACUGUCAACAUAUCACAGGAUGCUCUGCUCACCUGCCGGGCGGAGGCCUAUCCUGGCAACCUCACCUACACCUGGUACUGGCAGGAUGAGAACGUCUACUUCCAGAACGACCUGAAGCUGAGGGUGCGGAUUCUGAUUGACGGGACCCUGAUCAUCUUCCGGGUGAAGCCGGAGGACGCGGGGAAGUACACCUGCGUCCCGAGCAACAGCCUGGGGCGCUCCCCCUCGGCCUCAGCAUACCUGACCGUGCAGUACCCAGCCCGUGUCCUCAACAUGCCCCCUGUGAUCUACGUGCCCGUGGGGAUUCACGGCUACAUCCGCUGCCCUGUGGACGCAGAGCCGCCAGCCACCGUGGUCAAGUGGAACAAGGACGGCCGCCCCCUGCAGGUCGAGAAGAACCUGGGCUGGACCCUGAUGGAGGACGGCUCCAUCCGAAUCGAGGAGGCCACAGAGGAGGCCCUUGGCACGUACACCUGUGUGCCUUACAACACCUUGGGGACCAUGGGCCAGUCUGCUCCCGCGAGGCUCGUCCUGAAGGAUCCCCCGUAUUUCACGGUGCUACCAGGCUGGGAGUAUAGGCAAGAGGCUGGCCGGGAGCUGCUCAUCCCCUGCGCUGCCGCUGGGGACCCCUUCCCUGUCAUCACGUGGAGAAAGGUAGGGAAGCCCAGCAGAAGCAAGCACAAUGCCCUGCCCAGCGGGAGCCUGCAGUUCCGCGCCCUGAGUAAGGAGGACCACGGGGAGUGGGAGUGCAUCGCCACCAACGUGGUCACCAGCAUCACUGCCAGCACCCACCUGACCGUCAUCGGCACCAGCCCCCACGCCCCGGGCAGUGUCCGGGUCCAGGUCUCCAUGACAACUGCCAAUGUGUCCUGGGAGCCAGGCUAUGACGGAGGAUUUGAGCAGACAUUCUCAGUUUGGUACGGACCUCUGAUGAAGCGGGCACAGUUUGGGCCCCAUGACUGGCUGUCCCUGCCCGUGCCCCCAGGACCCAACUGGCUGCUGGUGGAUGCCCUGGAGCCUGAGACAGCAUACCAGUUCAGCGUCCUGGCCCAAAACAAGCUGGGAACGAGCGCCUUCAGUGAGGUGGUCACUGUGAACACUUUAGCAUUCCCUGUCACAACUCCAGAACCCCUGGUGCUGGUUACCCCACCGAGGUGCCUCACAGCCAACCGGACCCAGCAGGGCGUGCUCCUGUCUUGGCUCCCACCUGCCAAUCACAGCUUCCCCAUUGACCGCUACAUCAUGGAGUUCCGCAUCGGAGAACGCUGGGAGAUGCUAGAUGAUGCCAUCCCUGGCACUGACGGGGACUUCUUUGCCAAGGACUUGUCACAGGACACGUGGUACGAGUUCCGGGUCCUGGCCGUCAUGCAGGACCUGGUCAGCGAGCCCAGCAACAUCGCCGGCGUCUCCAGCACAGACAUCUUCCCGCAGCCGGACCUGACUGAUGAUGGGCUGGCUCGGCCGGUGUUGGCUGGAAUCGUGGCCACCAUCUGCUUCCUGGCCGCAGCCAUCCUGUUCAGCACGCUGGCUGCCUGCUUCGUCAAUAAGCAGCGCAAGCGGAAGCUCAAGCGCAAGAAAGAUCCUCCGCUCUCCAUCACGCACUGCAGGAAGAGCCUGGAGUCUCCCUUGUCCUCUGGUAAGGUCAGCCCCGAGAGUAUCCGCACACUCCGCGCCCCAUCAGAGUCCUCCGAUGACCAGGGCCAGCCGGCGGCCAAGAGGAUGCUGAGCCCUAUGCGUGAAAAGGAGCUGUCCUUGUACAAGAAGACCAAGAGGGCCAUCAGCAGCAAGAAGUAUAGUGUGGCCAAGGCGGAGGCUGAAGCGGAGGCCACCACACCCAUUGAGCUCAUUAGCAGAGGCCCCGAUGGCCGCUUUGUGAUGGAUCCCUCCGAGAUGGAGCCCUCUGCCAAGACCCGGCGCAUAGAGGGCUUCCCCUUUGCCGAGGAGACUGACAUGUACCCUGAGUUCCGCCAGUCAGACGAGGAGAAUGAGGACCCGCUGGUGCCCACAUCUGUGGCCGCCCUCAAGUCCCAGCUGACUCCUCUGUCAUCCAGCCAGGAGUCCUACCUACCACCACCAGCAUACAGCCCUCGGUUCCAGCCCCGUGGCCUAGAGGGCCCUGGCGGCCUGGAGGGCCGGCUCCAGGCCACCGGUCAAACCAGGCCGCCGGCUCCCCGGCCCUUCCACCACAGCCAGUAUUACGGGUACCUCAGCAGCAGCAGCCCUGGGGAGGUGGAGCCGCCCCCCUUCUACAUGCCGGAGGUGGGCAGCCCCCUGAGCUCCGUCAUGUCCUCCCCACCCCUGCACGCCGAGGGGCCUUUUGGCCACCCCACCAUCCCUGAGGAGAACGGAGAGAAUGCUUCCAACAGCACGCUGCCCUUGACUCAGACACCCACCGGCGGGCGCUCCCCAGAGCCCUGGGGCCGGCCUGAGUUCCCCUUUGGGGGACUGGAGACCCCGGCCAUGAUGUUCCCCCACCAGCUGCACCCUUGUGACGUGGCGGAGAGUCUGCAGCCCGCGGCCGGCCUGCCCCGAGGACUGCCGCCCGCCUCCCUUCAGGUGCCUGCCGCCUACCCGGGCAUCCUGUCUUUGGAAGCACCCAAGGGCUGGGCUGGCAAGUCACCUGGCAGAGGCCCCGCCCCAGUGCCCACCACCGCCAAGUGGCAGGACAGGCCUGUGCAGCCUCUGGUGAGCCAAGGGCAGCUGAGACAUACCAGCCAAGGCAUGGGCAUACCCGUGUUGCCUUACCCCGAGCCAGCCGAGCCGGGGGCGCACGGCGGCCCCAGCACGCUGGGCCUGGACACCCGGUGGUACGAGCCCCAGCCCCGGCCGCGGCCCAGUCCCCGGCAGGCCAGGCGCGCCGAGCCCAGUUUACAUCAAGUGGUGCUACAGCCCUCCCGGCUCUCGCCUCUGACCCAAAGCCCCCUCAGCUCCCGCACCGGCUCCCCCGAGCUUGCCGCCCGGGCCCGGCCUCGUCCCGGCCUCUUGCAGCAGGCCGAGAUGUCGGAGAUCACCCUUCAGCCACCGGCCGCCGUCAGCUUCUCUCGCAAGUCCACGCCAUCCACGGGCUCCCCGUCCCAGAGCAGCCGCAGCGGCAGCCCCAGCUACCGGCCCACCAUGGGCUUCACCACUCUGGCCACAGGCUACCCCUCCCCUCCGCCGCCGCCGCCGCCGCCGCCGCCGGGCCCUCCGGGGCCCGCGGACAACUUGGAUGUGUUUGGACAGACGCCUUCCCCUCGAAGGAUGGGGGAGGAGCUGCUCAGACCAGAGCCUCCCCCUCCACCGUUACCUACUUCAGGGACACAUCCACCUGCACCUGGGAAUGCUGCUGUACCUGAGAGGCUGGAGGCUCUGAAAUACCAACGGAUAAAGAAGCCCAAAAAGUCAUCCAAGGGCUCCUCGAAAUCAAAGAAACGAUCCGGUCCUGUGGCCCGACGAAGCUGUCUGCCUCCGGAGGAAGAAGAGACAUUCCCGGCCCGACCCCUUUGCCCGCCUCUCAGAUUUGUGCCACCGCCAGCUGCCGGAAGACCAGACGGCGAUUCUCAGCAGUGUGGAGCACGACGACCCUGGCCACGCCACUCUGCUGUGACGCUGCCACUUAAAUGUGCCCCGAGUGAGGAUGCUCCCCAAGGGGCAAGGGCGGGAGAUGUGGGGCGAUGGGUGUGUGGGGCCUUGUCCUCCACUGCUGGUGGAGGGGUGGCCUGGCUGUUGGUUUCCAGGGCUACUCAGACCCUGGUUCUGCUUGUUCUCCCUCUGGCCUGAGUGGGCGUCUCCUCUGCAUCCUGGCCUGCUGGCCUUGUGUCCGGGACAGAGGGCUGGGGGCAGACUGGCUGCUGUGGGUAGAGCUCGGGAAGUGAACUGGGUAUGGGGGAGAUCUUCGCCCCCCACUCCUCUCUUCACUAGAUUGAUUUUUACCACCUCCUCAAGUAUCUCUGGAGUAAAGAAGAAGAAGCAGUGGCCUUUUACUGCUUCGGUUUCAGUUUCUCUAGUCCUGGAAGAGGGCUGGACUUCCCAUCGUCUUCCAGACACUACAUAUAUAUAUAUAGAUAUAGAUGCAAAUGCAUAUGCGUGUAGUUUGUGGGUUUCUCUAUGUGUACAUACGUACGUGGAGGCAAAGUGCCGUUUCCUUCUGUGGUCUACAGGCGAGGGAGGGAGAGGGAGGUGGGCAUGUGGGCUUUGUGAGCACAGCUGGUGAGAGCAGGCUGGGGACCUGGUGUCUGUCUCGGGUAUAGUUUCUACGGAAACAGGAUUCAUGCCUUCUUAGCCGAAUUCCCCAUUUGUCUCUACCUUCUCCCAUCCAGAGCAGAAGUGGGAGCUUGCCAUGGUCCUGCUGCCUGCUUUGGGAGCUCCACAGUGAGGUACCACAGAACUCAACACAGCUUUUCUUUAUGUCUUGGUCUUGGAUGAAGAAGGGUGGCCAGCUAAUGGCCAGACAAGCAUCUUUCUUCCUUUCAUGAUUUGUAGAUGUAGAAUCUGCUUAGCAGCAGGGCCAGGAGGUAGCCCAGUGCCCAGACUCAAGCUCAUCAUUAGCCUCUGUGGUCCAGCCAGGCCAGGAGCCCUGUGGCCGAGGGCCUACCGCCCCAGAGCCAUCUGUGCUGAGCACCCGGCGCCGCGGCUCUAUUUAUAUCCUGGCCUGGCUCCGCACCCUCUAGCGCUGUUGCAAAGCCCUGAUUGGAUCCCUCCUUUCCUUUUGUGGGAGCUAAUUCCCCAGAUUGAUUAAUUGCCACAUGCGAGGAGCCCGCCCGCUCCUUUCCCGGCUCCCUACGUGCUGCCUGUCAACUCUUCUUUGUCCCCUGUGGACCCAACCUCCCACAGGAUGGGAUCAGAUGAAGCUGGGGUCGGGGGGCAGAUUCUGGGUUCUGGGGGUGUUCUGGGGCUCCUCUCCCCCAGUUCUGUUUAUGUGGAACUGGCUGAGGCCUGGGAGUGAAGGUGGAAGGUGGGGGGAAGCUGGGCUCUCUCCUUUCUCUGCUGAAUUCUUGUCCUAACUCCAAUUCUUAGCACCCAGAAGCUCCUGUGAGCUAAUCUUAAAGCAACUAAAGAUGUAUCUCUCUCUUCCAGUAAGGCAAUGGUGCUGCCCACAACAGGGCAGGAGGCCUGAGUAUGGAUGGGGUGCGUCUAGCCUCUUUUCCUCUUGUGCAGGAGCCUGCCCUUUUGGCUGCUGAAAAUCAAGAUAGCUCUCAGUUUCCUCCAAGUACUUCUUUCUUGGUGCUGCUGUCUUGGUGGGUUUGGGGACAUCCCCUGUCCCCAGUAACCUGCUUGGAUGUUGGCCUGGUUGAAGCACUGGAGGUUUCUGUGGGUCUUGGCCAGUGACCCCAGUGAGGUGGUCCGAGAGUAGGGAGCGGCUCCUUAGGGAUGUCCUCUGCCAUGCAGACCCUGCCUGUGCUUCCUUCUCUCGCCCAGUGAGUGGGGACCAAUUCUACCCUUGGGGCUCUGCCUCACAAGUCACACCACCACAGUUCCUUUCCUGAUGUGACGCAUUGUAGAGAGAGAAGUGGUAGGGGCAGUGUUUGUGGCCUCACCUUGUCUGCUGCCCAGAGCCCUGGAUGGAACCUGCACCUCUGGCCAAUGCACUUCACUGGGCACCAAUUCCCAAGUCUAAGCCACCCUGGGCGGCAGCUCCAGUGAAGAAGUGACUCUUCUUUUCUGAGGCAGCACUACCUCUGCUGCCAUGCCCAGCAGGUGACUCAUAGGCACCUCUCUUCGGGCCCAUGGGGUUGUGGCCUUUGUCCACUCUUAGUCGUUGUUUCUCGAGCAGAGCAGUUCCUAGUGGACUGUACGUGGGAGCCAGGGCUGUGCGUCUACAAGGUGAAAGGCCACCCUUUCUGAGCCUCAUGCUGGGACUUAGGCCCUGAGGUUACAAAAGAAGGGAAGACAGAGGUGAGUGGCUCUGCUUCUUUAGGAUGUCAUCCAAGGCUGGACGUGCUUUCUGGAGACCUGCCUGUGCGCCAUCUCCAGUGGUAACAAAGGUGCUGACUCCUUCCUUCCUCUGGCUGUGCCCCGUAGCUCAGCAUGUAGCUGGGCUUUUUGCAGGUCACUGGGUAGCAGCUGUGCUGGGUGACCACAGGGUUGGGAAAGGACACAAGGCUGACUUGUCUCUGAACAGCCUUGGACUCAUUUCUCCUCCCAAGAGAACUUCCUUCUUGUGACAGUGUGCAUGGAGGCCAGAAGCGUUUCUGAACCGUGGGGAGCUCGCUCAGUCCUUCCUUCAGAGACUGCUCUGGAAAUGGGCAGCAGACAGUCCCCUUUGCCCAUGUGAUAGAGGUAGGGAUGUCACAGGCACACACUGAAGUGCUGGGUGUGUGCACGAGUGUGGGGUGUGGUUGUGAAUGUGUGCACAGUGGCAGUGCGGCCAUUUCUAGGGACCACAGAGACCUUUGCACUCUGCCCUUAAAUAACUGCAGUGAUGAUGCUGAAGCUUCCUCUCACUUUCAUGCUCAGCGAGCGGGAGAACAGGUGUCUUCCAAAUUGGCCCUUGUGUGACCUGGUUAGGCCCUGAGGUACAGUCACAUGGCCCUUCAUCCUGCAUCUUGCCUGGGCACUGCAGCUGUUUCAGUGUAGGUGACUUGAAGACCAGGGAAAGGGUAAAGUGAUUCCAGAAGGGGCCAAGGAUGCAGUUGUUUGGGGAGAAAGUGAGCAAUAAGGAGAAGGUGGGUCCUGUUUCUCGAUUUGCUGGCUGACCAGGUACCCUGACCAGCUGUGGUGGUGGACUCAGUCCCUGAGCUCCCGGCCUGUCUCUCUCAGCUUUUCUCAGGGACAUGGGUCUGAGAAGCCCUUCCGAGAAGGGCUCCAUGGGAAGGAUGCUUCGUUUCACAGGGUGUGUAGGAUCUGCGUGCUCUUUGAAGAGGGGGCCUGUGUCCCAUGAUUGUACUUAUGGAUGGGUCUCAAGCAGGGGUGGGUUCCAUGAGUCACCAUCAAUGUUUUUCAAUGCUUUCUGUCUUUGUUUUUGACUUAUGAUCUAAAAUAUUUGGGACUGAACUGAUUUCGGCUGUUUUCCUGUGCCCUUUUCAUGCAGAGGAAGACCAGUAGGAUUCUGAUAUGGAAUUUCUCACUAAGGCUUUUUUUGUUGUUGUUUUUUUCUUUCAAGGUUGACAAAAUAGCUUCAGGGAGGAAACAGACUUCACAGAGCAUCAGAGUGACUUUGUCACUUCCUAGGACUAGAAUCCAGGGCCAAGGUGUGCAUGGCUGGAGCUGUUUCUUCCAUCUCUGUUAGAAAAAGCCUUUUAGGGGAUUGGGGUGGGCUAGGGGAAAGAACUGUACAUAAAGUACAUUUUAUUGUUAUACAGAGAAACACAGGGAAAGAAAAACUAAUGGUUAAUCUUGGGCUUGCUUUGCUUGCAUGUGACAGAGCUUUGGGGGGCAUCACAGGGAUUGUUGGGGGCAGCAGGAAGACAGAGGUGGGAGAGUGCCUGGGGGCUCCCAGAGUGUGUCCUGGCUCCCUCUGGGAAGCAGGCAUCCUUGGUCCAACUCUGCCUUUCUAUCUUCUUCCAAAAUAAAGGCUAGAGGCUGGAGGCUCAGAGCCCCAUGGGCUGCAUUGCUCCUUUGAGGUGGGAGGUCAGGAGUGUCUGUGUCCAGGUCUACAUUAAAUAAGGUAAUUGACCUUAUUACCUUAUUUAGGAAAGGGGGUUGGAGAGUUGAGGUGUGGAGAGGCAGUUAGCUUCUUUGCCAUGUUUCUGUAAGGCUGGAAGGGGAGGAGACUGCUAGGUUGGCCCUGGGGUAGGUAGCGGGGAUGCUGGGAUGUGACAGUAAGGCCAAAGCCAGGGACAUCGAGCCUCACCUUUUCCUCUGGUCAUGUGCUAACACAGUGCACAGGGUGCAGUGUGCAAUCUGGGAAAAGAAAGGAGAGACUACCCUGGGGUGGGGUGGGCUGGGAGUGCAAGCAGUGAGAAGCACCAGGGGGCAGGUGUGUGUGGGGGUGAUGCAAUCACUGAAAGAAGUCUGUGGGGGUGGGUCUUGGCACGUAGACCUGGACUGGAUCCUGAAGGGAUCUUGAGUCUUAGCUGGACCUUCUCACUCCCUCUAGAAUCAGCCUAUGGCACUGAGUGACCAAACCAAGCCAGGGUGUGUUCUUUGUGAUGUCUGUCUCUGGGGGAUCCUCUGGCCCAAAGCAGGGAGACUUGCCUUCAGGUUUCCACUCUACCAGCAGUUCUGUGUCAGUGGAGAAAAAAGAUCUGAUCUCAUGAAUUCAUGUCUGUUCUCCUAAGCAGAAGGGCAGGUGGCCUCUUCUUCCUGUCCGUGAUCUGAAACCGAUCCUGAGACACUGUUGCUGGGGGUAAAGAGAAGGCACUAGGGCUUGGCUACUCCUGUCCUGCUGAGGGCCAGACUACUUCAGACCACAAACUACACAGUGGCUCUGUGCCUACAGCUUUUGUGCUCAUCUUCUCUUACUUUGUGAGGUUAAAGUCACCAGCUUGGAGGACACAGAAGGGUGAACAGUUUCACCCUGAAAUCAGCCAUUUCUCUGUCCUCUGUGUUGUCUCCAAAUCUGCCUCCUUUCAGAUCAAGAGGCAGAAUUAACAAUCUCUUCUUUAGAAGGAGUUGAUAAACCAAGAAUCAAAGCCCAGAUUGGACUUCAGCCCUGACUAGCAGUGAAUCUACACUGGCCCAAUGCUCUAUUCAGGGCCCCCCAUCUGUGCUUUCAAAUAAGUCUUUCAUGAGCAAAUACAAUAUCCCCACCAGUUGUUUUGUGUGUUGGGUUACUAAGAGGGUAGAAGUGUUUUCAUGACUUCGUUUUAAGCUAGAGUCUCAAUAGGUUGAGUUGGAUCCAAAGACACUCCCAUACACCCAGGGUUUCUGUGUGGGAUGAGGAAAAGUGAGGCAUAAGUGCAAACAUCAUUACUGGCCACCCAUACCUUCUAGACUAGCCAGAGCGUCUUGACUGUGAAAUACCGGUAGAACUGCAACCACGAAUGAAAUCACUUGGAUGGUCUCUUCUGUGGUGGAUCCGUAGAAGUAGUUAGUUCUGAAGAAGGCUGAUGAAAAGGUGACGCUUUGAUCACUGGCUCGGAGAGCUAGAUUGAGGGGUUAGAAGUGGUACAAGUUCUCAGUUCUUGUCCCUGGUUCCUUGCCACCUGUCUUUCCCACCCCACUAGAGGGUGGCAUGGACGGCUUUUGGGUCUUGAAGAAAUGUGCUCCACCCAUCCCUUUCCCCUCCCUGGCACUGGAUUCUUUGGAUUUAUUUUAGGAGACAGGCUAUGCUCUCCUUUCUGUCCCAUAUAGAUAUCAGUUAUCUCCCUUUCCUUCCUUAUCCUACUGCUUCAUGGCUCCAGGGAUCUUGACCUUGUGCAUGGUUUAUGAUGGAGAGUGGUUGGGUGGGAAGGGGAACCUGGAAGGGGCUUGGGCUGAGGAGAGAGGGGUUGCAUUUUCAGUCUUAGAAAGACUGCGAGCUUGCUUCUGGAUGAUGUAUGGGGUUUUCACAUACAUAGAAGGAAGGGGCAAAUGCCAACUCUCCUCGUAUUGGUAAUGAGGGCUUAGAGGCUUUUGCUUCCUCCUGGCUUAAGGCAUUUGAGAGAUCUUGUUCCUGGCAUGGAGAAUAGACCUCCUUGUGAUCAUCUUGCAGUCUGUGGAAGGGAAAUUAUCAAUCACUCUCAAUGAAUAUUUUUAUUGCCUACUGCAAACCAUUAGGGGUCUGUCAUGAGCAGACAGUGUCCUGGCUUGGGCAAAGAAGUGGGACUGUCUCACCUGUCCCUCUAUGGUCACCAGGCUAUCUCCCUGGUCUCUAGCCCUAGCUAGCUGUCUAUCCCAUUUUCCUUUCCUGGGCUCAGGAAGAAAGUGUGUGUGUCUAUGCCAGUGAACAUGCCUAUGGUAUGUGACGUCUGCAUGGUGUGUGUGUAUGGUGUGUUUGUGGUGUGUAUGGUAUGGUAUGUUUGUGGUAAGGUGUGUUUGUGAUGUGCUAUGUGUAUGUGUGGUAGGUUUGUGGCAUGUAUUUGAGUAUGUGUGUGUAUAAGAGGUUUGUAGGGACACACUAAUUUGCCUGAGUAGCCUCAGGCCUAGGAGACCCUCUUCAGUCAACUCUUUCUUUGCGAGGCAACUCCUGUUUUGGUAGGAGGGUGAAAUUAGUAAUGUACCAUCUUUAGCGUAUUUUUUAUGGAGACUGUACAUAGAAUUAUAUACAUAUAUAUAUAAUUUGUUCUAUUUUAAGGAGAGAGGGGAACUUAUGUUAGGGGGUGGGUGGGGUGCAGGGCUCCAAUGCAAUAGUCGAGGUUGGGAGGCUUCAGGUAGUGGGAUGUCUGGGGAGUGGGAGAUGGGAGGGGAGGAGACUAAAGCCGGGUAAGAAGAGUGGGGAAUCGUGCCCUUGGCACACAUAUAUAAAUAGAAAACCUAUAUAAAGUCUAUCUAUCUAGCUUGACUAUAUAUCUAUAUAUCUAUAUGAAGUCAUAGUUUGCUUUAUUUUUGUACCUGUGCUUAGAGAUGUUUGGAGCAGGACCACCUGGGGUGGCCUGGGAAUCUAGCUCAUGCCUUGAUGCCCCCUCCUACCCCAUCCUUCCUCCAUGCCGCAUCUUUUGAGUUGCCUGGGUCUUUCUGAUGGAAAUGUGUAUAUAUGAAAAUUUUAAAAAGUAACAAACAAUCCUCUUAUAGAAAGGACAAAUGAGCCAAGGGUUGUGGGUGCUACUGGAUCUGAUAGCCCUGGAGAGCCAGGAUUCAUGGCAUCUCUUGUCACUGGGAGGGGACACCAUGGCUUGAAAGCUUUGGCACAUGUGCUUCGUAUAGUGAGUGUGGAGAGCUAAAUACUCUGAGUCCGUCCUAGUACUGCUGGGGUGGUGCCCAGGCCCUUGGAAGGGCUCUGGCUUGGCAUCACUGAAAGGAAAGUUUACCUGGGGGCCGACAGCAGCACCUGUCCUGGCUGGCAACACCCUGACUGGAGCACCCCUGAGGGGUGUGGCAUCUCAAAAGAAUUUUGUGAGGCUGACUGCAUGGACUCAGUCUUGAAAAACAACUUGGUCAUUUUUGCUGCAGAUUCUUGGAACCAGUGUGGAUGUGAUAUCUGGUAUAAUCAUAUCAUAGAUGCUUUUUCCAGUUAUUAUUUUAAUUGGAAAGUAGGUGGCAUUGGAAUGGUCCAAUCCUGGGGUACUGGGUGGAGGAGGAGGAAUGAGAGGAGAACUCAAGGUGUGAUGAGAACCAUGGGGCCGGUGGAACUCCUUCUGGUACCUGGCCUGGGACAUCUAGAGCUCAACAGUGUGUUGGAAGGGCUUGACCCAGAGCUGGAGAUUCUGGGGAGUAGGUGCUCACUUGCAUUUGAGCAGGAAACCUUGUGUGCCCUGAAGAAUACCUCUCUGAGAACUUAAGACCUCACAUAUGCUGCAAGGACCAUGUACCUUGUGGCCUCAACAAUUGCCUCUGGGUGCUAGCUCUUUCUCUGACUUGCUAAGAGCUCAGAGUGAUGUGUCUGAAGCUGGCGCAGGGCCAGAUAGUGCAGGCAGCCAGGAGAGACUUGUGGCUGCAAUCCCUCUGUCUGCAUCCUGCUGGUCAACUGAAAAAAGGCAACACUAACUCCUCCUUCCCAACCAGAGUGUCAUGCUGGCUUUUGGAUACCUCAGCCAUAGGAGGGCUUUUUACAGUUUGGGGUAUUAUGCACAAAGUAGGUGGGGGCGGAGCUUAAGUUUGACUCCUGACCCUUCUGUGGGGACAGUCAUUGAGUCCCUGGCACACCUGCUCGAGACAGUUCCCAUUUCCCAAGGACACUGAAGGAAAAUGGGCUCUGUCCAUGCAUUACUGGGAGAGCUCCAACACUGGGUCCAACUGGCAUGUGUCUGUCCUUGGCAGGUGACUCCACUUUCCUAUGGUCUUCUCAGGAGGCCGAAGGAGCAUACAGCCAGAAGUUUCUUAUAUGAUUUUUCAGGGAGGUUGAUCAAGAGGAAAAGCAGCACAUUCAAUAGCCCUUCCUAGCUUGCCGCCUCUUCCAAACUGCCAAAGCCUCCACACCAAGAGGGCUUUCCAUUACCAUUAUUUUGGCUCUUAGAGUGACCCUCUCUCUCCACAGACCCUGUCCCAUUUGUGGUACCAUACAAACUGCAGGAUAAAUCACCUUAGCAUCAUAGGGCCCUCAUAGGGUCGUACUCCUCCUAGGUCUGGGGUUACUCUAAAACUCUGCUUCUUUCCACAUGAAACCCCAGGCUUGGUCUCUAGCAUCAAGUUAUACAAGAGCAAGAGUCACUGACCCAUGCAUCCCCAUCCCAUCCUUCAACCUCCAACUGGACUCUUCAUCUAUGGGAAGAAAAGUGAACAAGGGGCAUAGCUCCUAUCUUGAAAUUCUGGAGUCUGGAGGGGAUGUAAUGUUUAUCUCUACCCUUUCCAUGAUCCUGGUUCUUAGCCCCAGAAGGACGGUGAAAGGGUAGACACUGGCACGAAAGGACAGACAGCCCAGCCAAGAACUUCAGUUUCUCUGAAGAGCCAGCCUUUUGCAGACAAAAAUGCAUUGAGAUCUGAUUAUAUGUGGGGUAAGCACAACUUCCUACCUUUGAACUUCUCAGUUAAUGGGAUAGGUUGGUGGGACGGGUGCUCUGAUUAGGUCUUAGAGGCCCGUAGCUACUAUCAGGAACAGGAGCUGUCCCAUGUGUUUGUGCCACACUCCUCGUUCCCACUGUGGUGGAAGGGAUGUUGACUUUUGGUGCUUUCCCCUUUUGGUAGGUGGUGGUGGUGGGGUCUAUAGAGUUGUUUCAGUUUUGCUACCUCUGCUCUAUGGAACAAGAGUUUGGAGUAGACAGAUUCACUGCAAGCUGCUCACCCAAGGAUCAAUGUGGGCCAUAACAUUUCCCAUUGGUCAUCAAGCAGUGACUUGGGGAAGAGGGGUCUGUCCAUUGCUCUUUGGCCCUUCCACUCCUCUUUGAUGUAGGUGUUCAUGUUAACCCAUUCUGGGCAACAUCAGAGCAGGAGGUGGGAGAACAGGAGAACCCACAUAGCACACUCCCUGCCCCUAAGGGACUGGCCCUGAUACUGGCACAUGGGAAUCUCUUCUGUGCUGCUGUGCCAGGGCUUAGAGAGGGGAUGCUCUGUGCAGUGGUCUUGAUCGCUGGGACCUUAGACUCAUUCGCUGGUUUAGGGAAGAAUAGCAGCUUAAAGCUCCACUUGCCAAGCCACAUACAUCGAUCUUAAAAGGUCUAAAUGCCUCAUUCAGAUUUCCUUUCUGAAUUACCAUCUGUGGGGCCAGAGAUAGAGGGUGCAGAUGGGUGUGCUUUCACCAGUUGCUCCUUCUUUUCUGCAGCCACUGACCUGGAAGGAGUCCAUCAGCUUCAUGUCAGUGCCACCCAGUUCCGCUUGUCUCCAACUUUUUCUCUUCUACUGGAGAGACUUUAUCACCCUGGGUAUAAUUCUUCCAUCUCACAUCUUGGAAGCAAUGUGUAUGGAUUUUUUUUUCCCAUUUCACCCAGUGGUCUGUAGACAUACAGAGGGUGGGCUGGGAGGGGUCUGAUGCCACUUCCCAAGGCCCCGUUGGCUCCGUACCUCUGGAUGCCUAGCGGCCUCUUGGAUUAGCUCUUUUCUGAGGGAUCUGGGUAUGACCCUCAGUUUGGUUGUGGGAGUUCUUGCUCUCAUGGCAAACUUUUUUUCUUCUUUAACUUUCUUUGGGGGUUGCCCCCAUCCAUGCCUGGUCUUCUUGUGAGACCUUCCAAACCUCGUCUCCAUUUCUUGAAUGUCGAGUACUACAACGUAACUGCGCUAGGGUGCUUUAUGGUGCUGUUCUUGAAGAGGCCAGCUGGACUGAACCUCCUUUGUCCCACUGGUUCCUUCAAUCUUGCUGUAUUUUGUCUUCUAUUUGAUUUUUUCCCCUCGGGGUUUGGGGUGGGAGACGCAGGGGUGGCUUUUGUGUUCUCUUUCUUCUGUAUGUAUGGACUGGCUAAAGUCAGUUAUCAUGGGCAGCUGACUUCAUGGUAUUGGUUGGCUGACUUUGGUUAACUAUUAAAGACAAACCAACAAAUUGUACAGCUGCACACAAACACCUUUGAGUGUGAAUCUGAAUGGCAACUAGAGGCUUACUUUUUGAACUUCAGGUAUGUAACUCAAAAGUAAAUAAAAACACUAUUUUUUCAGUAAGCUUUUUUUUUUUCUUCUAAGAGACAACUUAGAACUCAAAUGAUAAGAACAUUUAAUCGGUGCUGUACCAAAGCCUUAUAUGAACAUAUUCUACACUCUGUACAACCUGUCUCUGGUGAGCGCCCUGCUCUGUCACCUCUUUUCAAAAGCCUGGGAAUGCCAGCAUGUGCCAAGCCUGGGGCUGGGUCUGGGGACCUGUGGGCCAGGGAGACCCCUUGGAACAGAGGAUGAUGAUAAGAUGGGACACAGUUCUGUUUCCUGAGUGGAUUCAGGAAAGACACCAGGCAUGAGUGUGUGUGUGCGUGUGUGUGUGCAUGUGUGCGUGUGUGUGCACUGUGUAGGGGCUGAGGUGUAUGUACACAUGUGUGGGUGUGCCACAGGUGCACAGUGCCAAAGUGGAUGCACCAACUGGGGGCCUGAAGGGGAGGCCCAGCUGGCUCUGGGAGUGGGCUGGUUGUAAUGAGAGGGGAGGGUGUCCUCCUCUGUUUCCUGUCUCCUUCCUUUUCCUGUCAUGGGAUGGAGGUUUAUGGAAACAGCUACACUCUCAACCAGGUGCUUUCAAAAUCUCCAAAGUCUAAGCACUUACAAAGGGCCUGUCCAAGAGACAGGCACUUUCAACCACCAAAUUACAGACUGUCAGGAUAGGGAGGAACUUUUCUCCUCCCCACAUCCUGCUUGCUUUUCUGGAGAGGGAGUUCCUCCUGCAGGGCCCCCUGACCUCCGGUCCAGGGCCUAGGCCUGUUCUAGCUGCCACCCCUCCAGGCUGUCCAACCUUUUCCUUCCCAAUCCACCAAGAAGACCUGGCUGGAGGUGCCCCUCAGCCACACUUGCUCUGUGGCCUAAGCAAUAACGCCUGCCCUGCCUACCACAGACAGUAACCUUUGGCCUUAGACUCUUGCCAGUUGAAAGCUGAGUGACAGCCCAAACCCAGUUAGGAGAGGACCUGUGGCCAGCCUUGGCUCAAGGCACUGUGCCAGGCUCCCCUCGCUGGCAUUUCCAGGCUUGCCAGAUACUAACCAAUGCAUCGCCAGUAACACUGCAUGUUCAUAUAGUAAGUUAAAGAGCAAAACAAGCCAACACGGAUAUGGGCAAACAAGCAAAGGGAGAAAAAAGGGCACAUCAGGAGACAAGAUGUGUAGCCAGUGAAGGUAUGCUGGGAGUGUUGCAAGUUAAACUAUUAAAAAAGAUUAGGAUUUAAUUGCUUCUCAUGUAACAUUACUCUGCUUCAGAAAUGUUUUGUAUUUUGAUAUAAAUAAACAUUUGCUAAAAAAGU
Molecule: messenger RNA, 16206 nt
Organism: Sus scrofa (pig)
Lineage: Eukaryota; Metazoa; Chordata; Mammalia; Artiodactyla; Suidae
Gene: IGSF9B
Product: immunoglobulin superfamily member 9B
Cellular component (GO): neuron projection
Molecular function (GO): protein binding
Source: RefSeq, a predicted model, not a curated record